AUGAGCAGGUCUCGAGCCUCCAUCCAUCGGGGGAGCAUCCCUGCGAUGUCCUAUGCCCCCUUCAGAGAUGUACGGGGACCCCCUAUGCACCGAACCCAGUACGUUCAUUCCCCAUAUGAACGUCCUGGUUGGAACCCCCGAUUCUGCAUCAUCUCGGGGAAUCAACUGCUCAUGCUGGAUGAAGAGGAGAUACAUCCCCUUCUGAUCCGGGACCGGAGGAGUGAGUCCAGUCGAAACAAACUACUGAGACGAACAGUCUCUGUGCCUGUGGAGGGCCGGCCCCAUGGCGAACAUGAAUACCACCUGGGCCGCUCCAGGAGGAAGAGUGUCCCUGGAGGGAAGCAAUACAGCAUGGAGGCCGCCCCCGCAGCCCCUUUCCGGCCCUCGCAAGGCUUCCUGAGCCGGAGGCUGAAAAGCUCCAUCAAACGCACAAAGUCGCAGCCCAAACUUGACCGGACUAGCAGCUUCCGACAGAUCCUGCCUCGAUUCCGCAGCGCUGACCAUGACCGGGCCCGGUUGAUGCAAAGCUUUAAGGAGUCCCACUCCCAUGAGUCCUUGCUGAGUCCUAGCAGUGCAGCUGAGGCCUUGGAACUCAACUUGGAUGAAGACUCUAUCAUCAAGCCUGUGCACAGCUCUAUCCUGGGCCAAGAGUUCUGCUUUGAGGUGACAACAUCAUCAGGGACUAAGUGUUUUGCCUGUCGCUCUGCAGCUGAGAGGGACAAAUGGAUCGAGAAUCUGCAGAGGGCAGUGAAACCCAACAAGGACAACAGCCGGCGUGUGGACAAUGUGUUGAAGCUGUGGAUCAUAGAGGCCCGGGAACUGCCCCCCAAGAAGCGGUAUUAUUGCGAACUGUGCCUGGAUGACAUGCUCUAUGCUCGAACCACCUCCAAGCCUCGGGCAGCUGCUGGUGAUACAGUCUUCUGGGGUGAACACUUUGAAUUCAACAACCUGCCAGCUGUGCGCUCACUUCGUCUGCACCUCUACCGUGACUCGGACAAAAAGCGCAAGAAGGACAAAGCAGGCUAUGUGGGCCUGGUGUCCGUUCCUGUGGCCAGCUUGGCUGGCCGACAUUUCACUGAGCAAUGGUUUCCUGUCAGCCAGCCAGCAGGCAGUGGUGGCUCUGGGGGUGCUGGAGGUGGUUCUGGAGGGGGAGGGGGUUCAGGAGGUGGCUCAGGGGGCAAGGGCAAAGGAGGCUGUCCUGCCGUUCGGCUGAAAGCACGUUAUCAGACAAUGAGCAUCCUACCCAUGGAGCUGUACAAGGAAUUUGCUGAAUAUGUCACCAAUCAUUAUCGAAUGCUGUGUGCUGUACUAGAGCCUGCACUGGGUGUUAAGGGCAAAGAAGAGGUGGCCUGUGCCCUGGUGCACAUUCUGCAGAGUACAGGCAAGGCCAAGGAUUUCCUUUCUGACAUGGCCAUGACAGAGGUGGACCGGUUCUUAGAGCGAGAGCACCUCAUAUUCCGCGAGAACACACUCGCUACUAAAGCCAUAGAAGAGUAUCUGAGACUGAUUGGGCAGAAAUACCUCAAGGAUGCCAUUGGGGAGUUCAUCCGAGCUCUGUAUGAGUCUGAGGAGAACUGUGAGGUUGACCCCAUUAAGUGUACAGCAUCCAGUCUGGCUGAGCAUCAGGCCAACCUUCGUAUGUGCUGUGAGUUGGCCCUCUGCAAGGUGGUCAACUCCCACUGUGUGUUCCCGAGGGAGCUGAAAGAAGUCUUUGCAUCAUGGCGACUUCGAUGUGCAGAGCGAGGCCGAGAGGAUAUUGCUGACAGGCUGAUCAGCGCCUCACUUUUCCUACGCUUCCUGUGCCCAGCUGUCAUGUCCCCCAGCCUUUUUGGCCUUAUGCAGGAGUAUCCUGAUGAGCAGACAUCACGAACCCUUACCCUCAUCGCCAAGGUCAUACAAAACCUGGCCAACUUUACCAAGUUUGGCUCAAAGGAGGAAUAUCUGGCAUUUAUGAAUGAAUUCCUGGAGCUAGAGUGGGGAUCCAUGCAACAAUUCCUAUAUGAGAUUUCCAACCUGGACACACUCACCAAUAGCAGCAGCUUUGAGGGAUACAUUGACCUGGGUCGUGAGCUUUCCACACUGCAUGCCUUGCUCUGGGAAGUGUUGCCACAGCUGAGCAAGGAGGCACUUCUGAAGCUGGGCCCACUGCCACGCCUUUUGAAUGAUAUAAGCUUAGCACUGAGGAAUCCUCACAUCCAAAGGCAGCCUAGUCGUCAAGGGGAGCGAUUACAGGCCAAGCCUAUGGUACUUCGUGGGCCAUCUGCUGAGCUACAGGGCUACAUGAUGCGGGACCUCAAUAGCUCCAUCGACCUUCAGUCCUUCAUGGUUCGAGGCCUCAACAGCUCCAUGGACAUGGCCCGCCUCCCCUCCCCAACCAAGGAGAAACCCCCACCCCCCCCAGGAGGGGGUAAGGACCUGUUUUUCGUGAGCCGUCCACCCUUGGCCCGCUCAUCCCCAGCCUACUGCACAAGUAGCUCAGACAUCACUGAGCCAGAACAGAAGAUGCUAAGUGUCAACAAAAGCGUAUCAAUGCUGGACCUACAGGGUGAUGGACCAGGUGGUCGCCUCAAUAGCAGCAGUGUUUCCAACUUGGCUGCUGUUGGAGAUCUUCUGCAUUCUAGCCAGGCUUCCCUCACUGCUGCCCUUGGGCUCCGGCCUGCACCUGCUGGGCGCCUCUCACAGGGCAGUGGCUCCUCCAUUACAGCUGCUGGCCUUCGACUGAGCCAGAUGGGUGUCACCACUGAUGGUGUCCCUGCUCAGCAGUUGCGCAUCCCACUGUCCUUCCAGAACCCACUCUUCCACAUGGCAGCUGAUGGUCCUGGCCCUCCAGGGGGCCAUGGAGGAGGGGGUGGCCAUGUUCCACCCUCUUCUCAUCACCACCACCAUCAUCAUCACCAGCACCACCACCGAGGUGGAGAGCCCCCUGGGGACACCUUUGCUCCUUUCCAUGGCUAUAGCAAGAGUGAGGAUCUAUCUUCUGGGGCUCCUAAGCCACCUGCUGCCUCCAUCCUGCAUAGCCACAGCUACAGUGAUGAGUUUGGUCCUUCAGGCACUGAUUUCACUCGACGGCAGCUCUCACUCCAGGACAACCUCCAGCACAUGCUGUCCCCGCCCCAGAUCACCAUAGGCCCUCAGAGGCCAGCCCCUCCAGGUCCUGGAGGAGGGGGCUCUGGAGGAGGAGGAGGAGGAGGAGGACAGCAACCUCCACUGCAGAGGGGCAAAUCCCAGCAGUUGACAGUCAGCGCUGUGCAGAAGCCCCGACCAUCUAGUGGAAACUUAUUGCAGUCACCAGAGCCCAGUUAUGGUCCUGCCCGUCCCCGGCAACAGAGCCUCAGCAAGGAGGGAGGAGGAGGAGGAGGGGGCAGUGGGGGCAGCAGCGGUGGAGGAGGGGGUGGGGGGCUUAAGCCCUCCAUCACUAAACAGCACUCUCAGACACCAUCCACACUGAACCCCACAAUGCCAGCCUCAGAACGGACAGUUGCUUGGGUCUCCAACAUGCCUCACCUGUCUGCUGACAUUGAGAGUGCACACAUUGAGCGUGAAGAGUACAAGCUGAAGGAGUACUCCAAGUCUAUGGAUGAAAGCCGGCUGGAUAGGGUGAAGGAGUACGAGGAGGAGAUCCAUUCGCUGAAGGAGCGGCUGCACAUGUCCAACCGGAAGCUGGAGGAGUAUGAGCGGAGGUUGCUGUCCCAGGAGGAACAGACUAGCAAGAUUCUGCUACAGUAUCAGGCAAGGCUGGAGCAGAGUGAGAAGAGGUUGAGGCAGCAGCAGGUGGAGAAGGACUCACAGAUCAAGAGCAUCAUUGGCAGGCUGAUGCUGGUGGAGGAGGAGCUGCGCCGGGACCACCCCGCCAUGGCUGAACCGCUGCCUGAGCCCAAGAAGAGGCUGCUCGACGCUCAGGAGAGGCAGCUUCCCACCCUGGGUCCAGCAAACCCGCGUGUGACGCUGGCUCCCCCCUGGAAUGGCCUGGCUCCCCCACCCCCACCGCCCCCACCCCGGCUGCAGAUCACAGAGAACGGCGAGUUCCGAAACACCACGGACCACUAG
Molecule: messenger RNA, 4047 nt
Organism: Phascolarctos cinereus (koala)
Lineage: Eukaryota; Metazoa; Chordata; Mammalia; Diprotodontia; Phascolarctidae
Gene: SYNGAP1
Product: synaptic Ras GTPase activating protein 1
Biological process (GO): regulation of GTPase activity; negative regulation of Ras protein signal transduction
Source: RefSeq, a predicted model, not a curated record